GAACAGGAGUGCAAUAAUAGCUUACAUAAUGUAAUGUAAUGUAAUGUCAUUGUCACACUGUCUGCCGUCAUGCACCAACCGCCAGGUCAUAUUCCACGUAUGUCUGACAUAUUAUGACAAUUAAACAUUUCCUGAUUCCUGAUCCUGAGAAAAGAAAGCGGCGCUGGGACUCUGCUUUCGUGGGACGAGAUUAGGCGGGAACCUUCAGUCCUCGAUGAUUGUUGCACCCGGACCACAUUAAGGGGACGUACCAUGGACUCUAGUGCUGGAAACAGCGUGGGAGCUGUCAGAAGGAGCAAAGAGGACAGAAAAGUCCUUCGCAAGCAGAUAAAGGCCAGUCACACUUUGCUGAAACAUGAAGGUAUCAGCACAACACCGCAGCCCACCAAGACUUUGGUGGUGGCGAACGGCGGCCUGGGGAACGGAGUCAGUCGAGAGGAGCUGUCUGCAGCGCUGCAAGAGAUGGGAGAGCUGGAGACCCUGAUCAUGCACCCUCACAAGCCGUACGCCUUCGUCACAUACAGGUCUGAAGAGAGUGCCCGGAAAGCCCACAUCCGCCUCAAUGGGGAAAAGCUUGAAUGUAGAGAGAGCAGCGUCACGCUCUACCUCAGUUAUGUCAACUCAGUAACCUGUGAAGAGGAAGUAUCCGUGUCUUUGCCUGAUGGAUUAGCCUUGGUGGAGGACUUUGUGUCCCAGGAGGAAGAGGCUCUGCUGCUCGCUGCUAUAGACUGGUCGUCUACUAAUGAUGAUUUCACGGCAAAAAAAGCCCUGAAACACAGAAAAGUGAAACAUUACGGCUUUGAAUUUCGCUAUGAUAACAACAACGUGGAUAAGGACAAGCCUUUAGCUGCAGGUAUUCCUCAGGAGUGUCUACCUGUCCUCGAGCGUUGUGUGAAGGACAAGCACAUCGACAUCCUGCCAGACCAGCUGACUGUCAACCAGUAUGAGUCUGGACAGGGCAUUCCUCCUCACGUGGACACUCACUCUGCUUUUGAGGACACCAUCCUGUCGCUGAGCCUGGGAGCAAUGACGGUGAUGGAGUUCCGUCAUCCAGAUGGUCGUCUUGUUGCCGUGGUGUUGCCAGGGCGGAGCCUCCUGGUGAUGAAGGGGGAGAGCAGAUACCUCUGGACACACGGGAUAACUCCACGGAAGUUUGACACGGUGCCGGCCUGCGGCCCACAAUCCUCUGCUCGCACCGCUCCCGACCUCAGUGCAUACAGCCAUCUAACGUUGAGCAAGAGGGACACCCGCACUUCUCUCACAUUCCGCAAGAUAAGACAUGAACCCUGUGGCUGUGCCUUCCCAUCGGCCUGUGACAGCCAGGUAGCUCCGCCGGCGCCGUCUCCUCCCUCACUGCCCUGUUGCCAUGCCGACGCAGCCCUUCUGGAGGAGGAGUAUGUGCACCGGGUGUAUGAUGCCAUCGCCUCACACUUCAGCAGCACUCGCCACUCCCCUUGGCCUCGCGUUUGCCACUUCCUGUCCACGCUCCCCGCUGGCGCCGUGCUGGCUGACGUGGGCUGCGGAAACGGGAAAUACCUGGGGCUCAACCCAGAGGUGAUGGCGGUCGGUUGUGACCGUAGCAGUGCUCUUGUCCAGAUCUGUGUACAGAGGGGUUUUCAGGCGUUUGUAUCUGAUGCUCUACGUGUCCCUUUGCGAACAGCCUCGUGUGAUGCCUGCAUCUCCAUAGCAGUCAUACACCACUUCUCCACACAGGAGCGUCGCCUGGCAGCAGUGAGGGAGCUGGUGAGACUUUUGAAGCCCGGGGGUCGAGCGCUCAUCUACGUUUGGGCCUUUGAACAAGAGUACAAGAAGCAGAGAUCCAAGUACCUCAAAGAGCAUCCGGAGAAGCACAGCCCCACUGAAAACACAGAAACAACAGGAAGCAGCCAGGGAGCUCACGGGGAAUCAAGCAUCCAUACUAGCAGACAUUUAGAAGACAUACAAGAUGCGAGUGAUAGCAAACUCGGUGUGCACACCAACCGAACAGCAUUCAACACUCAGGACCUUUUGGUUCCCUGGCAUCUGAAAGAAGGGAAAAAACGGGUGGAGGAAGAAUUGAGAGAGGGUGAAAGGAAGGAUGAAGCGAGAGAGAAAUCCACAAAGACUUCGGGUUCAAGCUCCAUUGCCAAAUUAGGCUGUAAUCCUGAUCCCAGUUCUGGGUUUCUCUCUAACACGGACUCUGGAUCAGGUCUGGACACCAGCGCUGCCACUGCAAGCCCAUACUCAAAAAACGGUGCAAGCGGCGACACUACUCAGACCUCCAGUUCCGCUCUGCAGUCGGAGUCUGAGAGCAAUGCCGCGCCGGUUUUUCACCGCUAUUACCACGUGUUCCAGCAGGGGGAGCUGGAGCAGCUGUGCAGUCAGGAGGCCGGAGUCACCCUGCAGAGCAGCUACCACGAUCAGGGGAACUGGUGUGUUAUUUUAGUGAAGAAGGCCUUGGGGACAUGACUGGACAGACUUAUGAUUUGUGAUCAUUUAGAGACAAAUUAAUGUUUAAACAUGAGUUUUAAUGGAAUGUUAACGGCAUAAAACUUAAAUACAAAAAAAGGU
Molecule: messenger RNA, 2550 nt
Organism: Pungitius pungitius (ninespine stickleback)
Lineage: Eukaryota; Metazoa; Chordata; Actinopteri; Perciformes; Gasterosteidae
Gene: alkbh8
Product: alkB homolog 8, tRNA methyltransferase
Exons: 12
Coding region: 253-2448 (731 amino acids)
Biological process (GO): tRNA methylation; tRNA wobble uridine modification
Cellular component (GO): cytoplasm; nucleus
Molecular function (GO): tRNA binding; tRNA (5-carboxymethyluridine(34)-5-O)-methyltransferase activity; S-adenosylmethionine-dependent methyltransferase activity
Source: RefSeq, a predicted model, not a curated record